This is a messenger RNA of Paramormyrops kingsleyae, 2280 nucleotides long. RefSeq names its product methyltransferase 13, eEF1A lysine and N-terminal methyltransferase (gene mettl13). The record is from RefSeq and is a predicted model, not a curated record. Lineage: Eukaryota; Metazoa; Chordata; Actinopteri; Osteoglossiformes; Mormyridae.
AUGAGCCUUUUACCCCGCAGCGCAGAGGAGUUCAGCUCGGCGGAGUACUGGGAGCGCUUUUUCCGGCGACGGGGAGACAAGGCCUUCGAGUGGUAUGCUGACUACAACCAGCUGUGCGGGCUGCUGCACAAGUACAUCAAACCCCGCGACAAGGUUCUGGUGGUGGGCUGCGGGAACUCGGACCUCAGUGAGCAGCUCUACGAUGUUGGCUACCGGCAGCUGGUCAACAUCGACAUCAGCGACACUGUGGUGUCUCACAUGAGGCAGCGAAACGCUGAGCGGCGACCGGAUCUUACCUUCCUGCAGGCUGAUGCCACCCAGACCGCCUUUGAUGGUGGCAGCUUCCAGGCGGCGCUGGACAAGGGCACCCUGGACGCCAUGGCGGCGGAGGAGGGGGGCAGUCUGGCAGGGCGCAUGCUGGCGGAGGUGGGCCGCGUGCUGGCGGUGGGAGGCCGCUACGUCUGCGUGUCUCUGGCCCAGGAGAGCGUGUUGCGGCUGGCAGUUGAGCACUUUGUCCAGGAGGGCUGGGCCAUCAGGGUGCACUGCCUUGGGACCCAGGAAGAGCAGGAUACCCUGUCCGACUCAGCCUCCUUCGCCCUGCCCGUCUUCGUGUUGGUCUGCACCAAGUUCCGCCAGCCUCCCCCGGCCCCAGUGCUGGAGAUGUGUCAGGGCGAGAACGGCGCCCCCUGCAGGUUGUCCUCGACCGCUGCACUGCUCUCCGCGGUCAGGGAGCGACAAGCCUACGCCCUUGUUCGCCACAAGCUCCGUUCUGGCACGUGCGUGGGCCAGAGCUCCGCCCUAACGCUGUGCCACGCCCCCACGGGGCGCCCCCGCUACACACUGACAGUGCUGGACGGCCCUCAGCUGGCUAAGGCGCCUCUUCGUAACCACUUCGCUAUUUUUAUCGUGCCUCAGGGCCGAGAGUCUGAUUGGCUGUAUGGCUCCGCCGAGGGGCGUGACCAACUGGCACGCAGCGCGAACUUCCGCCGGCUGGUCGUUGUGGCGAUGCAUCGGGACCAGGAGUACGCAGACAUGCAGUCGGUCCAGUCUGAGCUGUCCCCCAUGGUGAUGGAGCUCGCCCCGCGUGGGAUGCCAGCCAAUCAGCAGGUGCCCUUCCUGUCGGUUGGGGGGGAGCUGGGCUGGCGGGAGGUGGUCAGCCGCGGUGUGAGCGCGCUCAGUGGCGAGUACUCAGUGGAGGACGUCCGUGGUGAAGAUGGGUUCCUGUACCGGCGCCUGGUCUUCCUGGAUAAUGCCGGUGUGGUGCAGUCUGAGAGCCGGUUGUGCGCUCCGGCCCCCGCCUCCAGUGGUAAAAGGAAUAAAAAAAAGAAGUCCAAGCUGCCCCCCCCUGCCAUGAAGGGGGGGAUGGCUUCUGUGGACCGGAGCUUCCUGUGUUGCGCCCAUCACCGGGUCAUGGUGGCCGGACUCUCUCUGCUCGGUUUGGAGGAUUUGGGCCCCCCCAUCACGCUGCUACUGGUGGGGCUUGGCGGCGGCGGCCUACCCCAGUUCCUGCGCGACUUCAUCCCGGGUGUGUCUGUGGAUGUGGUGGAGCUGGACCCGGAGGUUCUGGACGUGGCUCAGCGGUGUUUUGGGUUCCAGCCCGACGAGCGGCUGAAAGUGGUGCUCGGGGACGGCCUGGAGCACAUCAGUGGAUUGGAGGCCAAAGGCGAACGUGUUUAUGAUGUCAUCAUGUUUGACGUGGACUGUAAGGACCCCACCCUUGGAAUGAGCUGCCCUCCACCUGCCUUUGUGGAAACGGCUUUCCUGGAGAAAGUACGCAAUCUGCUGACUGCUCGCGGCAUGUUCAUGCUGAACCUCGUGUGCCGUGACUCUGCACUGAGGGCGCGCGUGUUGAGCCGGGUGAGGGACGUCUUCCCCUGCGUGCUGUCAAGGGACAUCGAGGGGGAGGUCAACGAAGUCCUUCUGUGCAUCCACCGAGAGGGCGAGCAGGGAGAGAAAGACCGUGCAAAUCCCGAGGAGCUGCGAAAAGCCUGCCGCCGCCUGCAGGGGGCGCUGCACACGUCAGAUGUGUCCCAUAAAGCACAGAUUGACGUUGCAGCACUGCUGGAAGAUCUGAAAAUUGCCUGAGACUCAGUCCUGGGAGAAGAAUGAAAGUACUGAAUGACAGUGAGAAAGUACUGAAAGAUAAUGCGAUGAUGUGCGACAAGCAGCGAUUAAAUGAUGGUAAGAAUAAUGGAAAAAUAAAAUAUGUCUCCCAGAAUGCUUUAUGUGUGUUCAUAUCUUCCUCAAUCACAUCAUUAAAAGGCUUUUAUUCUAAAAUGA